GGAAGGAGGAGCCGGGAGGGCGCGUGUGUCCACCGUGGCCCGGGACGAGCGUCUCCCGGGGGCAGCGCUGGCCUCGUGAGCAUCGUGCGUGGCCCUUUGUGACCCAGAUGGAAGACCUGAGACAAGAGACAUCAAGUAACUAGCUCAAGUUUCUCCAGCUGGUCUCAUGGAUUAAUUGGCUCUCAUUCAGCAGGAACCUAACAGAUAAAUCCUUCUGUUGUGUAUCAAGACAAUGUUUGCAAAAAUGAUUAAAGCUGUGUUGCAAUGUGACAUUGUCAGAGGAGGACAAGCAGCUUGAAAAUUUCCUAUUAGCUCUAUUGCAGCUUGAAGGAAGCCCCUUUCCAUUAACUAAGACUGCAUGGCCAGCAGGCCCCCUCCAAAGGAUUGACUAUGAGCAUUCCUGUGGCUCCUAAGAAAUCAUGUUUCAAUCAGUUGCAGGACAACAGAAAUGGAGCAAAAAACAACGAGAGCAUUCUAAGUCUGGGAGAUACAAAUGCCAAUCAAAUCAUGUUGGAGGUCAGCUCUCCUCUGGAUGAGUCCAAGACAUGUGACCUGACUGAUGAAAUUGGAAAUGCAAAUUCAAGUGGGCUAGAACACUAUUCCCACUUUCAGAUGGACCCUCACCAACUUCAGGGCUUUAGGAGAGGGUCUCAGGCUGGCUCUACAAGCUUGAAAGAUUUUCAACUUUCUCCUGCUUUCUCUAGGGGACCACAAGAAGAUUGUGCCAUGGAGAGAGGUAUUGAUAUCUUACAGACUCCUCGAAGUGCCCAGGGGCCAAGCCUGUCAAGUUGGAGGAAUAUGAUAGGUGAAGUCAAUUCAGAAGUGUUGGCUAAAAAGGAUGUUGAAGUUAACCGGCAUGUUCCAAAGGACAAAUUGGCCAAGACCCUUGACAAUGAAGAGUUGAGAAGGCAUUCUUUGGAAAGAGCAUGCAGCUCUGCAGCUGUAGCUAGUAGCUUGCCCCCACAUCGUCCACAGCUUGCAAGGCCUGAUGCCCCUGAGCCAUGGGUUCCUGUACCCAGGGAUGGGGAGGAGCUGCAGAGGACACUGGCUGACCACUCUUCAGGGACAGCUUUUCCUUCAGCUUACAGUACUUCAGAGGGAAAAAGUGUGCAUCCUCCUAAACCAUCUACCUCAGAAGCCAGGAAGACCACCCCCUCAGAGGCCCAGAUGGAGGGGGGACAUAAACUGAAUAUUUACAAUGAGCACAAGUCACAUCCUGCCCAUCCUGAACCUGCUCUGAAUUUAACUUUGGUGUCAAAGGAAAUCCUGAGUUAUUCUGAAGCACAAUUAGGUCAGAGAAAGGGGCAGCCAAAGCUGGAACUGAAAUAUGUUCAAUUCAGGACGGGGCAGGAGCUAAAGUCAAACCACACAGGUGAUCUGGGAUGUCACAAGGAAAAGAAAAUGUCAGCCCUAGAAAGAAAGGAACCAUGUGGGGAAGCACACCAAGAAGUCACCAUUGCCAUUAGUGGUCCAUCAGACAAUAUCUGCCAUCAUCUUGGAGUGGACAGAGGUAACAUUGAGGAGACAGGAGUCAAUGUAGGUGUGGAGGAAUCUCUCCAGACUACCCUCAAACAGGUCCCUGCUUCCUUGGAAGUGGCUGGUAAUCAGCUAACUGGCAGAAUGUCACAAAGCACAGGAAGUAAAUUGGAUGAAAUGACAUCCAGCAACUUUUCACAAGAUGUUGGCUAUGUAGCCAUUGUUCCUAAUGGCCUGCCUGAAAUCAAGCCCUCAGAUGUCAGUGAGGAAAGAAGGAGGCUGGAUUUUGGGAAAAGAGAUGAUACUGUGGUGUUGAUAUCAGAUCCUUCUGUGAAAGAGAGCAAAACUGAGGUCCUUGAGUCUCUGGAUCUUCAAAGCAGAAGCCUAGAAGUGGAAGAAAGCAAAGAUACUGCAACACCUGUGGCUGAACCUAGGAACCUUCCAGAAAAUGCAGCCAAGACUGAUAUUACUCCAUCUAGAGCAGACUCAUUUCUCAAUACCCCAGCUACCCUCCACCCAGACAUGACUGUGAACAUGACCCACCAGCCUACACUACCUAGUAGCAUUUUCCAGGACCCUGAUGUGUUCAGUGUGGACACAGGAUCACCCUCACUGGUCCCACCCUCCACUGACAGUGUGCAACUGUUGCACACAUACCCCAAAGUGCCUGACAAGGACAUCUUCUCCAGUGGGAUCCCAAAGCCUUUUGUCACACAUUCCAAGGGCACACCUUCCUUGCAGGAAGAAAUGGAGAAACAUCAGGUAGAAAAAAUGGAAGAUAGAACAGACACAAAGCCCAUCAUUAUGCCCAAGCCCAAGCAUGUGAGGCCCAAGAUCAUCACCUACAUCCGGAGGAAUCCACAGGCCCUGGGCCCGGUGGACACUUCACUGGUUUCUGUGGGUCUUCCCUAUGCUCCGCCCACAUGUAGCAUUCCCCUACCCCAGGAGGACAGGGUAGCAAGUGGUGACCUUAAGACAUCUGCCAACCUCUAUGAGAAAUUCAAGCCAGACUUGCAGAAACCCAGGGUCUUCAGUUCUGGAUUGAUGGUGUCUGGGAUCAAGCCUCCAGGACAUCAUUUCAGUCAAAUGAGUGAGAAGUUUUUACAGGAGGUGACAGACCACUCUGGAAAAGAAGAAUUUUGUUCUCCUCCGUAUACACAUUAUGAAGUCCCUCCAACUUUCUAUCGAUCAGCCAUGCUCCUUAAGCCCCAGCUGGGAUUGGGUGCAAUGUCCAGACUGCCAUCUGCGAAGAGUAGGAUUCUGAUUGCAAGUCAGCGGUCUUCAGCGAGUGCCAUCCAUCCACCAGGACCCAUCACAACAGCUGCAAGUCUCUACACUUCUGAUCCUUCAGAUUUAAAGAAAGCCUCCAGUUCAAAUGCUGCAAAAUCUAAUCUACCCAAAUCUGGGCUUCGUCCUCCUGGAUACUCACGUCUUCCAGCUGCCAAGCUGGCGGCAUUUGGCUUUGUCCGGAGCUCCAGUGUCUCCUCGGUUUCCAGCACUCAAUCUGUGGACAGUGCACAGCCUGAGCAGAACCGGCCAGUCACCCGUGAGUGGGGCAAGAGGGGAAAGGCAGGUUCAACCUUUGGGAGUGAAGAACAGCCAGUGCUGAAGGCAGCUGUACCUUAUAAGGACACACCUAAGGGGGCCAGCCGGGUGGCCUCUGCAGCAUCAUCCAGUGUGACAACACCUCGCAGGAGUUUACUUCCAGCACCCAAAUCCACUUUGACACCUACUGGAAUAAAGAAAGAAGCACAAAAAGAUCAAGAUGCUAGUAAACCUGCUGUUUCAUCUCCUAAGAGGAUAGCAGCUGCCACAACCAAGCUUCAUUCACCAGGAUACCCGAAGCAGAGGACUGCAGCUCCUAGAAAUGGGUUUGUGCCCAAGCCUGACCCGCAGGCCCGCGAGGCUGAGCGGCAGCUGGUCCAGCGGCUGAAAGACAGAUGUGAGCGACAGGCCGGGCAGCUCAGCCUUGUGCAAGGGGAGCUGAGAAGGGUCAUCUGUGGCUUCGACGCUGUGGCUGUGUCCAUGCAGUAUUUCUUUAGAAAGAAUGAAAGUGCCCUUGUGAAAGAAAAAGAGCUGUCAAUCGAACUUGCAAACAUCAGGGAUGAAGUUGCCUUCAACACAGCCAAGUGUGAGAAGCUGCAGAAGGAGAAGGAGGACCUGGAGCGGCGGUUUGAAGAAGAGCUGAGGAGGAUGGGCUGGCAGCAGCAGGCCGAACUGCAGGAGCUACAAGAGCGGCUGCAGCUACAGUUUGAGGCGGAGAUGGCACGCCUGCAGGAAGAACACCACAGUCAGCUACUGCAGAUCCGGUGCCAGCACCAGAAACAGGUUGAAGAUAUCACUGCCAGCCAUGAGGCUGCACUCCUGGAGAUGGACAGUAACCACACAGUUGCCAUUGCAAUCCUGCAGGAUGACCAUGAUCACAAAGUCCAAGAAUUGGUGUCUGCUCAUGAACUUGAAAAGAAAGAAUUGGAAGAAAAUUUUGAAAAACUGCGACUGUCAUUACAGGACCAGGUGGACACACUGACCUUCCAGAGCCAGUCUCUGCGGGACCGAGCCCGGCGCUUUGAGGAGGCUUUGAGGAAAAACACAGAAGAGCAGCUGGAGGUCGCACUGGCUCCUUAUCAGCACUUGGAGGAAGACAUGAAGAGUUUGAAGCAGGUGCUAGAGAUGAAGAAUCAGCAAAUACACCAGCAGGAAAAGAAGAUUAUUGAACUGGAAAAGCUGGCUGAAAAGAACAUUAUCCUGGAAGAAAAGAUCCAAGUCCUCCAGCAGCAGAAUGAAGACCUUAAAGCAAGGAUUGACCAGAACACAGUUGUCACCAGACAGCUGUCAGAGGAAAACGCUAAUCUACAGGAAUACGUGGAAAAAGAAACCCAGGAGAAGAAGAGAUUGAGCAGAACCAACGAAGAGCUGCUUUGGAAGCUUCAAACGGGGGACCCCACGAGCCCGAGCAAACUCUCCCCCACCUCCCCGGUUUACCGAGGCUCCUCCUCCGGGCCCUCCUCUCCAGCCAGAGUCAGCACCACGCCCAGAUGACGUCACCACGUAUCCUGCGGGCGCUCCGGCUUCUGUCCACCUCAGGAGUGCUGGCCAGGUGCUGGCAGGUGCCGGCCGGCCUCCCUGCGUGCAUGCUCAGUAGCUGCAUACUGCGUCCUCUUCUGACCCCUGUGUAGACUGACCUGGUACUGGCACUUAGGAAGCUGUAAACAGUAGUCUGAUGUGCAGAAACGUUUUACCAUAGAGCCAAAAGAAAAACAACUCCAAUCGUUCUUGAGUGAUGAACUUUCACUGCAGCAUUUCAUGUUAGUUACAAAUAGCUCAGUUUUGAAUAUACAUUGAAUAAUCAUCGCAUACUGCACCGAUAUGUGUGUAUAUUUAGAUAUACGUAUAUACACAUGUGGCAGUUCUGAAUUGCAUUUUUUAUAAUGUGAUGUGCUGACAUAUUUUAGUGAAGAUCAGCAGUUUUCUAACUUGUGCCUAAGAAUUAUUGGGAAAUGAAAAUGCAUUUCUAUCUAGCUUCCCAGGAAUAUUUCUACCCAAAAUAGAAAAAGGAAAAAAAAAA
Molecule: messenger RNA, 5041 nt
Organism: Fukomys damarensis (Damara mole-rat)
Lineage: Eukaryota; Metazoa; Chordata; Mammalia; Rodentia; Bathyergidae
Gene: Mtus2
Product: microtubule associated scaffold protein 2
Exons: 16
Coding region: 391-4515 (1374 amino acids)
Cellular component (GO): cytoplasm; nucleus
Molecular function (GO): microtubule binding
Source: RefSeq, a predicted model, not a curated record